This is a messenger RNA of Oryza sativa Japonica Group (Japanese rice), 1348 nucleotides long. RefSeq lists its product as uncharacterized. Gene Ontology annotation, cellular component: trans-Golgi network; Golgi membrane. Lineage: Eukaryota; Viridiplantae; Streptophyta; Magnoliopsida; Poales; Poaceae. The record is from RefSeq and is a predicted model, not a curated record. Gene Ontology annotation, biological process: Golgi to plasma membrane protein transport; protein localization to Golgi apparatus; Golgi to endosome transport.
CGCAGCAGCAAGCAAACCUAACAUCUCUUCCUCUCUCCUCUCCUCCCUGCGACCCGCGAACCACCCAACCCAACCCAACCCCACCGCAGCCGAAGCCGAAGCCGCGGGAGGGGAGGGAGAUCCCGCCGCCCCCCCAACCACCACCGCCGGCCACCUCGGAUCUCGGCUGCGUGCUGCGGCGGCGGAGGAGGCGGAGAAGGAAGGAGGAGAAGAUGUUCUAUGGGGCGAUGGUGUGGGAUCCGUGGCUGAUCGUGUCGCAGAUCGUGUGCCUGCAGUGCCUCUACUACCUCGCCCUGGGCCUCCUCAUGGCGCUCCUCGUCGGCACCCGCGUCCCGCGCCUCACCCUCCUCUACCUCUUCGACUUCGCCACGCUCACCCCGCGCACCACCACCGGAUGGUGCGUCAUCGCCGCCUUCCUCCUCGCCGCCGCCGCCGGUGCUGCUUUCAUGCUUUAUGUGAUUGAGAGAGCUAAGAAGUGCCUGGACUUUGCAGCCACCCUCUACAUCAUUCAUCUGUUUAUUUGCAUUGUUUAUGGUGGAUGGCCAGCUUCAGUUACAUGGUGGGUUGUUAAUAUUGCUGGUUUGGCGAUUAUGUCUCUUCUUGGUGAAUACCUAUGUAUAAGGCGGGAAUUAAAAGAAAUUCCAAUAUCACGGCUUCGUGCAAGUGUUUAAUCUUACAGACUAAAGGAGUAUAGAUGGCCUUCAAAUGUUGUUACCCCCCAAGAGAUGCUUGUUAAUAUGUUUCUUUAGGAAUACAAAGACUCGUGAUACAUGCUUUCCUCUAUGGUUUACGACCAAUACUCUUCAAACCUGCAAAUUGAUGCAUGAUCUCCCAGUAAAGCCACCAGGUAGAGACUGACAGAACAAAUCAAGGGUUCUGAGACCAAGCAUAGAAUGCCAACUCAAUUUUUAAAGCAUGUAUCAACUAUUCAAGUCUUCUCUUCUCUAUGGAUAGUCUCAUUGAAUUGACGAAAAAAGAGAUUACUUGACAAUUUGUAUGGCUAGAUACCAGCACCUUGAAACCUGUGUUCUUUAGCGAGGGUCUGUAUCGCACCAUUCGAUUCUUCUUUAGCUUUAUCCUGCAGAUAAUAUAUCCAGUUUCCAGUGCUUCCUCUUAAGCUCAUUCCAGCAGAGUUCAGUUUGGCGGCCAAUCACAUGACUACUCGAACCUCCAAAUCAUGCUGUCCUUCUGAACAUGUAUGUCAAUAUAUGUGCCCUGUGUGUAUUGCGUCAGAGGUGUUGACAUGAGUUGGUUAAAAAUACAUGCUUGAUACGAAAUUGUAAUUUCCAUCGCAGGUGAACUCGGGCAAAAAUUUUAAAAUCCCUUGUGGGUUCGCACUUUUUUUUUC